AUGUCGGAACCACAGGAUGACCUCCCGCGCGCGCACAUCAAGAGGAUCGUGAAGGCUAAGCUGACAGCGCUCAUGAACGAGGGGGGACCCGACGCCAAGGGCAACAAGGCCCCCGACGGGCACGUCCAGAAGGAGGCGCUGCUCGCGUUCGGCGAGUGCGCCAAGAUCUUCAUCCACAUCCUGACCUCCACCGCGAACGACAUAUGCCGCGACGGGAAGAGGCAGACGAUCAGCGUGGACGACGUGUUCAAAGCUGUCGAGGAGCUCGAGUUUGGGGAGUUCGGCGAGCCCCUGAAGGAGGCUCUGGCAGCGUUCAAGAAGGACGCGGCGGCGAAGUCGGCCAAGAGGAACGACGCCGCGACCAAGAAGCGUAAGGCGGAGGAGGACGAUGCGGCAGGAGAAGGGGAGGAAGACGCAGAGGAGGAGGCCGACGAGGAGGCUGCUGAGGGCGCUUGA
Molecule: messenger RNA, 456 nt
Organism: Micromonas commoda
Lineage: Eukaryota; Viridiplantae; Chlorophyta; Mamiellophyceae; Mamiellales; Mamiellaceae
Exons: 2
Coding region: 1-456 (151 amino acids)
Biological process (GO): heterochromatin formation; leading strand elongation; DNA damage response
Cellular component (GO): CHRAC; epsilon DNA polymerase complex
Molecular function (GO): protein heterodimerization activity; chromatin DNA binding
Source: RefSeq, a predicted model, not a curated record